Perognathus longimembris pacificus (Pacific pocket mouse) is the source of this 620-nucleotide messenger RNA. RefSeq names its product A-kinase anchoring protein 14 (gene Akap14). Bases 1 to 552 code for a protein of 183 amino acids. The transcript is spliced from 5 exons. Gene Ontology annotation, cellular component: cAMP-dependent protein kinase complex. Gene Ontology annotation, molecular function: protein kinase A regulatory subunit binding. The record is from RefSeq and is a predicted model, not a curated record. Lineage: Eukaryota; Metazoa; Chordata; Mammalia; Rodentia; Heteromyidae.
AUGGCUACAAAGGACGAGGGGACUUCAAAGGAUACAGUAGAGGAUGUGAUAAAGCUACAAGAACAGACAAAUGUGACCGAAACAGCUCUGGCUUUAGUAGAGGAAGUCAUUGCUGCUGCUGUUGAGUGUGUAGAAGGUUCUCAAGAUCCCAUAAAAAAUGUCAGGUGGCUUACUCAUGGUGAAUUCACAGCAGAAAGAUGCCGGAGACAAAUUCAUCAGUAUGUCUCGAGACAGAGUUGGGAGAGUGAAAAACGCUGGGUAUGCUGCACAACUCUGGUUAGGAGAGAUGACAUAGUUCACAGCUUCCGCUACAUCUACUGUGUGCGCUGGAGCGUCCCCACCGCCCUGAAGCCCAUGCCGAGGGUCAGCGCAGCCGCCUUCUUCAUUGUCAAGGUGAACAAAAGAAAACCCCCGGAAAUGCCCAUUGAUGUCAAAUAUUUCCUUGAGGGCCAAGCAUUAGUUCAAAGACCAGGAACAAUUCGCUUCCGAGAACACUGGCUGAGAGAAGUUAUCGAGGCCAAGCAUCUGUUACUGGAAUCACUGCCCAUCUAAUUCAACUGGUCUCAUUUUUACAUGUUUACGGAUUGUGCCUGUAAUCCAAGUACAUUAAAAAAUACAAC